UCAUGUUAUUGGCAGAAUGAUUACCAAGUUUUACCAGCAUGUUCUGGCUCUGGUGUUUGCCAUAAAUGAGCUUAACAAGAAUCCCAAAAUACUGCCUAAUGUGACACUUGGUUUCCACAUAUGUGACACCUAUUAUGAUGCAAGGAUGACCUAUCACACCACACUGGAUCUGAUCUUCAAGUCCCAUAGGUUUUUUCCAAACUACAAAUGUACCACAGAGAAAAACCUCCUAGCCGUCAUUGGAGGACUGGGCUCUGACACUUCUUUCCAUUUGAUGGAUGUCUUAGCUCUAUAUAAGAUACCACAGGUACGAUAUGUGCAUGGGGGCUGGUGGGAAUAUAUAUUUAUAUGUAUUUACAACUAGGAAUAAUGUGAUGGUUCAGAAGAAAUAACUAGUGAUAUUGAAUUUGCUUGAAUUUCAAAGACCAGAAAAAGACCCUAAUGACAAAGACCCUACUCCUAACUUAUCUACACAGUAUAUAUAUAUUUUCUUACAGCUUACAUAUGGCUCAUUUACCAUAGAAGAGACCAAAAUAAUGGAAGUUCUUCCCUUUUACCGCAUGAUCCCAAACGAAAACAUUGAGUAUAUGGGAAUUAUAUUGUUACUUCAGCAUUUUAGGUGGACCUGGGUUGGGCUCUUUGUUGUGGAUGAUAACAGUGGAGAGCAAUUCCUAAAAAUACUGGAGCCAUUGUUUUCCAGAAAUGGAAUCUGUUCAGCCUUCACCAAAAGAAUCCCACAAGAAGCUCAUAUGGAGGAUUUCAUAAAUCAGUUUUUUGAUUCUAGUUCAAUUAAUUUGUCUUCCCAAGAUUGUAAAGCUCGUACAAUUAUCAUGUAUGGAGAAUCUUUAAUAAUUUUGCAUCUGAGAGUUUUUAUAUAUUCACAAGAUUCAGGAAAUACAAAAAACCCAUUAUUUGGAAAGGUGUGGAUUGUGACAACCCAAACAGAUUUUAUAUUAACAGGUGCAGCAAGAGGAUGGGAUUUUCAGAUAUUCCAGGGUGCCAUUUCAUUUGCCAUUCACACAAACGAUGUUCCAGGUUUCAGGGAAUUUCUUCAGAAUAUAAUCCCUACUAGGACGGAAAGAGAUGGUUUCCUCCAAAAUUUCUGGGAGCAAGCAUAUGAUUGUUCCUUUCCAGAUCCAGGUAUGCCUGUGAUGGAUGAUGACACUUGUACUGGAGAGGAGAGGCUGGAGAGUCUCCCUGCAGGUCUUUUUGAAAUUCACAUGACUGGACACAGCUACAGUAUCUAUAAUGCUGUUUAUGCUUUGGCCCAUGCUUUGCAUGCCAUGGACUUUGGUAGAUCCAAACCUAAAUCAAAGGUAGUUGGUAACAGUGUCGAACUGCAGUCUCUGCAGCCUUGGCAGGUAAUGUUUCCCCAACAAAUGCUUCAUAUUUCAAU
This is a messenger RNA of Podarcis lilfordi (Lilford's wall lizard), 1396 nucleotides long. Lineage: Eukaryota; Metazoa; Chordata; Lepidosauria; Squamata; Lacertidae. The record is from the annotation of a GenBank genome assembly.